AUAGAAGUACGAUGAACGACUCUUCCAGAAGAUGGCAGCAAUGCAACAAAUAGGAUGCAAAUUGCCAUAAAACUCCAGAGAAGAAGAACACGGUUCGUUUCAUUUCUCCUAACCGGCUAACUUGUAGUUCAACAAUGCAGCAACGCGAGGAGAAGCAGUUAGAAGCCUCUGUGGACUCUCUCAUCUCUCUGGUGGCUCUCACUAAAAACGCUCUGCAAAGUUUCAUCUACAAGCUGGAGAACGAAUACGAGCGACUGACAUGGCCCAAUGUUCUGGAUAACUUCGGUCUCCUGUCUGGUCAGCUGAACACCAUCAAUAAGAUGCUGAAGAACGAGAAGACGCCGUCGUUCCGCAGCCAGGUCAUCAUCCCUCUGGUGCUGUCCCAGAAGCCAGACGAUGAUCUAACGGUCCUCACAGAGCAGCGUGUCCCGGUGUUCAGCCAUGAAAUUGUCCCAGACUACUUGCGGACCAAACCCGACCCGGAAGUGGAGGAGCAGGAGAAGCAGCUGAGCACGGAUGCGGCGCGCAUCGGUCCGGAUGUAGCGCAGAAACAGAUCCAGGCGCUAAAUAAAAUGUGUUCCAACCUGCUGGAGAAGCUGAACAACCCGCGCGAUGACAGAGAUGCAGAAAGUGCCGCGUCCCGACUGAACAAACCGUCGUUUAACCCCGGAGACACCAACGCUUUGGUUGCAGCCGUUGCGUUUGGAAAAGGCCUUUCCAAGUGUAGGCCUCCAGGUCCCAUGGCUCCUGGACAUCCAGGGCAGGGGCCCAUGAUGAGCGGGGGUCCAACCUUACAGCAGGUCACUAUCGGAGGUGGUGGAGGCCAGCAAGCAGGUAUGGGGGGACCGGGAGCGCCACAGCAGCAAGGACAGCCGGGGAAAAUGCCAAGCAGCAUCAAGACAAAUAUAAAAUCUGCUUCCAUGCAUCCCUACAACCGAUGAGCCUUCUGCUCUCCAUUCCUAACAGCUCAGCUCUUCAUGGAACUGACCGAGCCUGAGGACCAGGGGCCCGCAGCCUGUGGCCCCGGAGCCACAGUGGCUCUUACUAACUUUGACUUGAUGAAGAAACUACUUAGGUUUUAAAAAUGCAAUAACAAAUACAAGUUUUUUCAUGUUGAAUUCCACAACAGCAUAACAAAAGCACUGUUCAUUUUUAUUUAGAACCGUUUCUCAGGCUGGAAACUGAGAAAAUGUAACCGUUAUUUUUUUGGAAGUACAUUAAAGCCUGAAAUCAGGAUUCCUGAGGUUGUACUUUAAAAAUUACAAUAGAUUUUCUGCUGUAGCUACUUAUCAAAUAUUAUAAGAUGCCUUUUUAUUUUUUUUAUUUUAUUUUUUCGAAGGAUCAGGUCAUAUUCGUGGCUCUAACCCGUUUUAUUUAGCUGGACUGAGGGCAGAAAUAACUUGUAUCAGUUGCAGAUUCUCGAUUCAGAAUUGGUCAGGUUUGGGAACUAGAGCUUCUGUUUGUAGCCACUAGAUGGCACUAUAUCAACAUUAAAAGGCCUGAAACAACUUUCUAUCUUUACAGUUCAUGUAAUAUCUUUCUUUUAUUUAUUUUUUUCUAAAAUAAAUAAAUACAUACAAACA
Molecule: messenger RNA, 1583 nt
Organism: Xiphophorus couchianus (Monterrey platyfish)
Lineage: Eukaryota; Metazoa; Chordata; Actinopteri; Cyprinodontiformes; Poeciliidae
Gene: med8
Product: mediator complex subunit 8
Exons: 7
Coding region: 135-941 (268 amino acids)
Biological process (GO): regulation of transcription by RNA polymerase II
Cellular component (GO): mediator complex; core mediator complex
Molecular function (GO): RNA polymerase II cis-regulatory region sequence-specific DNA binding; transcription coregulator activity
Source: RefSeq, a predicted model, not a curated record